GGAACGGAGCGUCGUAUCACCAAGCACCAUUAUCACCAGCUAGUUCUUGGCACGCGGCUCCCCACCAGGAGUCAGGAAGGGCGUAGGUGCAGAAGACGAAGAGACCCACGACAUCGAAGAUGAACACCGUCCAGAGCACGGGCCAUGCGACCGUUCGGAACAAGAAAGAUUCGCAGUUCGAGGAGUUAACUGUCUCUUCCUCGGAAAAAAGAAAUUGGAGGGGAAUUUUUAUUGCGCUUUUAGUGAUUGCUGCCGUAUUGGGGCUAAUUGUGUUUUCCAUUCUACUUCUAUCACCAGAAAUCGAAAGUUCGAAGCUCCACGGGCGUCGAAUAUCGCUGUACGACAUCAAGUCGGGCCGGUACGAGUGGAACAGACAGAACGGAUCCUGGAUCAACCGAUACGAGUACGUGUUCAUCAACUCCGAGGGAGGGCUGACAUCGCUGCAGAUCACCAGAGAUGGCGGUUUCCGCUUUGAGGUUUUGAUGAACAACGCCACUUUCAGGCAGCUGAACGUGGACAGCUACGAUGUGUCGCCGGAUCGGAACUUUGUACUGCUGUACGCCUCGAGUGAUAACACGCAGAAAUACAACCGAAGCUACUUCAUCUACGACCUUGCGGCGUCGAACGUGUUCUCGCUGUCAGUAAAAGAAGGUGACCAGCUUGCGCCACAGCUGCAGUACGUGCUCUGGGCACCGACGACUUCAAAUGGUUCUUCCAGGGGGUCGGGCGAUAAGGCGGGUCAUCAGUCAGGACCUUCCUCCACAUCGUCCGGGUCGUCGUCGUCUUCGUCGUCCACAUCUUCCGGAUCGUCGCAAGGUAUAGCCUUCGUGCAUCAGGGUGACAUCUACUACAAGCCGCGCAUGCAAUACGAUCUGAUCUGUCGUAUCACCACCAACGGCAAGGAUGGCUUCGUACUCAACGGCGUACCCGACUGGCUGUACUCGAACGUACCGGAGCUGAAGGGACCUUCGCUGCUCUUCUCACCCGAUGGCCAACAUCUGGCAUACCUUUCGUUCAACGUAUCACAGGUGCAGCAGUAUCAGUAUCUUUGGUACGGCGAGGGUCAACAGUAUCCGAAGCUGCGCAGCCUGCGCUAUCCGAAGGUACACUCGGCGAACCCCAACGUCACGGUGUACGUGGUGAAUCUGGGCGUGCUGAAGUACAUCUUCCCGAAGCCGAUCAGCGUACCGGCACACAUCCGCGCCACCGACAGCUACGUCGGCGGGCUGAGCUGGCUCUCGCCAACCGAGCUGUCUGUGACGUAUGCCAGCCGCAACCAGAGCCUGGCGCAUGUUCUUCUCUGCCGGGCACCGACUUUCACGUGCGUGGAGAUGUUCCAGGAGAAGGCCGUCGCUAACUCGUGGGUGCUGAUCGGUGAGACGGCACUGUUUAUCCAUCGUCCAACGCUCACCGACCACGCCGUCAACGAUGCUCCGGUGUCGCAAGCGCUGAGAAAUAGUUCCGGGACGGUGACGUCUACUAGCAGCACGGCGGCUCCGACAACGACGACCGCCGCACCGCCGUCGGCCCUGCCGGUCCCGAAGGACCUGUACAUGCUGAAGCGGCUGAACGUGCGCGACGGCUCGCACGGCUACUACCGCCAUUUGGUGUUGGUGGAGCUAGGCACCAAGCGCACCAUCACGCUCACGAUGGGCCAGUUCGAGGUGACGGAGAUCGUCGGCUACGAUGAGCGGCGCGGGCUGGUCUACUUCAUGGCCGCGCCGUAUCACAAGCCGGGCCAGCGGCACCUCUACAAGAUCCCGCUCGGGCUCGACCAGGCAACGGUGGCGUCGAUGACGAAUGCCGGCGGACGCGGCGGCGAACCAGGACCGGACGGUGUUGGUCACGGUGCCGGCACCCACAACGCCAGCGAUGUGCUGCUGUUGCGUCCGUCCGGUUCCGCCGUGCCGUACUGCGUGACGUGCGGCAGCGGGUCGGCGGCGGACGGUACCACCUCGGAUGGCGAGCAGGAGUCCCAGCGGCGGCCGAACAACUGCCUGUACAACCGCGUCGCGUUCAACGACGACUACACGUACUUCGUGCAGGAGUGCCUCGGGCCGGAGUCGCCCUCCACGUACCUGGUCGAGGCCGGCUCGGAGCGCAAGGUGCGCGUGCUGAACGAUGGCAACGAGCUGCGCGACCAGCUGGUGCAGCUCGCCAAGCCGCAGAUCAUGACGUUCAGCGUGCAGAUCAAGUACGACUUCAACGCGCAGGUGAAACUGUUCCUGCCGCCCGGCGUCAAGGAGGACGACGAUCUGCAGCUGCCCCUUAUCCUGCACAUCGAGGCGUCGCCAGAGCGGCAGCUCGUGUCGGAGGAGUACGGCGUCGACUGGAACUGGUACCUGAGCAGCCACCAGUCGUACAUCAUCGCGCAGAUCGACGCCAGGGGGUCCGGCUUCCAGGGCGAGUCGCUCAAGACGCAGAUCCGUGGCCGCGUCGGCAUCGAGGUAGAGGAUCAACUGGCCGUGCUGAUGUACUUGCGAGACAACCUGAAGCUCGUCGAUCCAAACCGUAUUUGCGUGUACGGCAAGGGCUACGGUGGCUACAUUGCGAUGCAGAUGCUGGCUACCGAUUCGAGCCAGGUGCUGAAAUGUGUUGCCGCCAUUUCACCGAUCGUAUCCUUCCGUUACUAUAACUCAUUCUUCACCGAGCGUUACGUGCUGCAGCAGGACGAUGCCGAGCGUUCGCUGAUCGAGUCGGACCUGUCCACCAAGGUCGGUAGUUUGGCGUCGAAAAACUUCCUGAUCAUCCACAGCACCGCCGACUGCGUGGUGCACGAGCAGCACGCCGCCCUGCUCACCCGGUCGCUCGUCAACCGGGGCAUCAUCUUCCGCCAUCAGAUGUACGUCGACGAGGAUCACGAGUACCGGAGCGUUUCCGAGCAUCUGUACCACACGAUCGAAACCUACAUCGAGGAGAACUUCGGCAACGAUAAUCAGGACUGGACGUCGGCAUUCUUUCUGUCUAAAACGUAGUUCUUCCAGUGGAAAGAAGUAAAACAAAGAGAAAACAAACACGUUUGAUUCAUGAUAGAGUAAAGAUAAUUUAUAGACCCAGCAGAAAAGUAAUAAAAAGAGUAAAACAAAAACACAACACUAGAGAAUCCCAGAAACGUUGCUGAUCAUUAUUAACGGUACGGACAUCCCGCGGUAUGGAGGAGGAAAAAUUCAGACCACUCGCGCACGGAGCACGGGGGAAUAGCGACAAGAGAGGGGGACACAUUCGAAAGGGCAAAGACGAAAACAAGGAUAUCUCAAGGAAAAUGGAAAACGAAUGAACUAUGUCGACGUACGUAUCCUUCCCACUCCCCUACUGAAGAGUGCGCGCAUGUGUGUUUGUGUGUAUGUAUGUGUGUGUUGUGUGUGUGUAUGUGAGUGAAGCAGUGAAACAUUGGACCCCGGAUUGCGUGUGUGUUUGAUGUUUUAAUCGUGCGAUAGAUUUUAAACAGAUGAUGAUUCCCAUUGAAAGGAAAAUAAACGCAAAUGAAAUGAAAUAAAAAAAAGACACACAAAAACAAUAUUUAACUCUUCCUGCAUUUUCUUUCAUUCAUUCCGAGUGCAAAUCAUGAAGAAAAUAGUUAAACAAAGGGCGAGCGGGAGAGAGAGUAGAAAAGAGGUAAUGUUGUAGGUAAGGUAGUAAUGGAAGGGACUUGCUUAAAGAGUGGAAAGGCAGGAUGAGAA
Messenger RNA from Anopheles coustani, 3680 nucleotides. Its product is annotated as dipeptidyl aminopeptidase-like protein 6. Gene Ontology annotation, biological process: proteolysis. Lineage: Eukaryota; Metazoa; Arthropoda; Insecta; Diptera; Culicidae. The record is from RefSeq and is a predicted model, not a curated record. Bases 120 to 2975 code for a protein of 951 amino acids. Gene Ontology annotation, molecular function: dipeptidyl-peptidase activity; serine-type peptidase activity. The transcript is spliced from 14 exons.